AUGAACAGAAGUGGAUUUGAUUUGGUUCAAAAGAAUUUUUGGCUGGCCAGUUUGCAAGAAAAUGCCAUUGGGGAUGAAGGAACGGUUGCUUUGGCCUCUGCCCUACGGGUGAACUCAACGCUGGAAGCUCUUUACCUGCAGGUGGCGGCAAUCGGGGUGAGUGGAGCCACAGCCUUGGCUGAAGCAUUGGUCGUUAACAAGAACCUUGCCAUCUUGGACCUUAGAGGAAACUCCAUUGGUUUGAUGGGAGCCAAGGCCAUGGCCCACUCCUUGAAAGUUAACAGCACCCUCCGCAGGUUGAACCUCCAGGAGAACUCCUUGGGCAUGGAUGGGGCGAUCUGCAUUGCCACGGCACUGACAGGAAGACACAACCUCACCUACAUCAACUUACUGGGAAAUAAAAUCGGCGAGUCGGGAGCGAAGGUGAUUUCCGAGGCCAUCCGAGCAAAAACCCCUAGCUGCGUGGUGGAGAUAUAAAGCACCGUUGGGACUACGUUGGAGGAAGAAGGUGGCGUUUCGCAUGCCUGGAUGGACACCUUCCCUGUGCCCAUUUGACUGAGGGCAUGGUGAAAGGAUGGGUGUCCUUGAAGGCCCGGGCUAGACCUGAAGGGGAGAUGCAGCCAUGAAACUGAGAUCAAAGAGAAGCCCGACUCACUCUCAACCAAUCAUGAGCAUCCUUGAUUUUUUGCUCUUGAGGAGGAUGGUUGGAUGAAGCAGCAUGACCAAAGCUGAUUUGAGAGAGGCCGGUAGAUUGAUUUUGGAAUUAUGGUAUUUUUCGGAGUAUAAGAUGCAC
Molecule: messenger RNA, 793 nt
Organism: Thamnophis sirtalis
Lineage: Eukaryota; Metazoa; Chordata; Lepidosauria; Squamata; Natricidae
Source: RefSeq, a predicted model, not a curated record